Molecule: messenger RNA, 4992 nt
Organism: Culex pipiens pallens (northern house mosquito)
Lineage: Eukaryota; Metazoa; Arthropoda; Insecta; Diptera; Culicidae
Exons: 2
Coding region: 1-4992 (1663 amino acids)
Biological process (GO): DNA integration
Molecular function (GO): nucleic acid binding
Source: RefSeq, a predicted model, not a curated record
AUGUUUAUCAGCAGCUUUAACAACGGCAACCGCGCUUGUAACUGGACCAACCUCGAGAAUCUCGGUAGACUUCAGGCAAGCAUCCAAGGACGAGCGCUGGAACGUGUGCAGACCAGUCUGCUGUACCCGGAAUCUGUCCCAAGGGUAAUCGAGACGCUCAGACUGCUCUACGGCAGGCCGGAACAACUUCUCCACUGCUUGAUGCAAAAGGCUCGGAAGGCGGAGUCCCCACGAAUGGAUCGCCUUUACACAUUCAUUAAUUUCGGGGUAGUCGUGCAACAACUGUGCGACCAUCUGGUGGCCUCGGGAAUGGUGGAUCACUUAGUCAACCCAAUGCUCAUCGCGGAACUGGUGGAAAAGUUACCCGAUCCGACCAAGGUUGAGUGGGUGCGGUACAAGCGUCAGUUCGCUGCGGUGAACUUAAGCACAUUUGCCGACUUUCUCUCUGAAAGGGUCUCCGAAGCGACGGAGGCCACAGCCUACUCCGAACCACAGGAGGAGCGACGCCCGAUCCGAGAGCGCCAUGAAAAGAAACCGAAAGGCAGAGACGAGGGAUUCUUAAACACACACCUAGAUGCCGAGCAGCUGUCGAAGCAGAGCAGGGGUGAUGAUUAUGGAGGUCGCAGACCAUGCCGCGCGUGCAAUCGAACCGAUCACCGCAUUCGGUUCUGCGAUGAUUUCCUUAAGCUGGCUUGGGAAGCUCGAAUGAAUAUUGCCGAGGAGUGGAAUUUAUGUCAGCUGUGUCUAAACGAGCACGGACAAACGCGCUGCCGUUUCAAGGGUCACUGCAAUGUUGGAAGUUGCAAAGAACGUCACCACCCCCUUCUACACCCGCCGGGUCCACCGGCACCACUUUCGACGGACUGUCACGUGCACAGUUCAGAGCAACACCCCGUGAUCUUCCGCGUUGUCCCGAUCAAGAUCUACCACGACGGUCGCACAUUUGAUGUCGUCGCCUUCCUUGACGAAGGUUCAUCUUUCUCCUUGAUGGACAGCAGCGUUGCGGAUCAAAUGAAGCUAAAAGGAACCAGGAAGCCGAUACUCGUCAAGUGGACAGCUGGUAUGAGUCGGAUGGAGCGAGAUUCAAGGUCGGUGGAUGUGUCGGUUUCCGCGGCGGAUUCUCGAAACCGUUUUCUGCUGCGUAACGUGCACACGGUACAACAUCUGCAGCUACCAGAACAAAGGGUGCAGUAUUCAGAAGUAGCCGCUCGCUUCAAACAUCUGCGUGGUCUUCCCCUGGCCGACUAUGCAAAUGGUACUCCGCAAAUUUUGAUCGGCCUCAAGCAUCUACACGUGUACGCUCCACUUGAGUCGCGCAUUGGCAAUCCAGGAGAGCCAAUAGCUGUUCGGACACAACUCGGUUGGACAAUCUACGGCCCUCAAGCUGGCGACGACGUAGUGUCCGGGUAUACCGGCCACCACGCUGCCGGUAACCUGUCGGACCAUGACCUACAAGAACUACUGCGUAGACAUUUCACCCUAGAAGACUCCGGACUGGCCGUCGCAGCGCUUCCCGAAUCAACAGAGGACUGCAGAGCGCGAGACCUGUUGGAGAAGACUACAAUCCGAGUUGGUGAUCGCUUCCAAACGGGGCUCCUUUGGCGCAACGACAACCCGCAGCUACCGGACAGUUUUCCGAUGGCGCUAAAGCGCAUGAAGGCGCUAGAGCGGAAGUUGGCGAAGAAUCCGGUUUUGCAGAAGAACGUGGAUGAGCAAAUCGCAGAAUACCAGCAGAAAGGCUACGCCCACGUCGCUACACCCAACGAGCUGAACCAAGCUGAGCCAGGCAAGAUCUGGUACCUACCCCUGAACGUCGUCAAGCACCCAAAGAAACCGGAAAAGGUCCGACUUGUAUGGGACGCCGCAGCGUCCGUACGAGGGAAGUCACUGAACACAGAGUUGCUCAAAGGCCCAGACCUUCUGACAAGCCUGCCAACCGUGUUGAGUCGAUUUCGAGAGCGCCCCAUCGCUUUCGGUGGCGAUAUUGCCGAAAUGUACCAUCAGCUGCAAAUUCAACCGAGUGACAAAUCUGCACAAAGGUUCCUGUACCGGCCCAAUGGAUCUAACCAGCCGGUGAUUUUCGUGAUGGAUGUCGCCACUUUCGGUGCGGCAUGCUCACCUUGCUCCGCCCAGUACAUCAAAAACAGGAAUGCGGAAGAGUACUCCGAGCAGUAUCCGGACGCGGUCCAGGCAAUCGUUGGUAGCCAUUACGUCGAUGAUUAUUUGGACUCGACGUUCACCGUUGGAGAGGCUAUCAAGCGUGCUAGCGAAGUAGCGUUCAUCCACUCCAAAGCUGGGUUUCAGCUACGCAAGUGGGUGUCAAACAGCACUGAGUUCCUGCAGCAUUUUGGAGUUCAAGUUGAAAGCCAGCUGGUACCCAUCGGCGGCGACAAGAGCAGCGGUAUGCAGCGAGUCCUGGGCAUGUCAUGGGACACGAUCGAGGAUGUGUUUGUGUUUGCCACCAACCUACGUGAGGACCUCCAGCCGUACCUGACAGAAGGAAUCUUGCCGACCAAGCGAAUCCUGUUGAGCAUCGUCAUGAGCUUCUUCGAUCCCCUCGGCUUGUGGGCGCUGUUUACCAUUUUCGGCAAAAUCAUCAUUCAGGACCUGUGGAGAAAUGGGUGCCCGUGGGAUCAAGUCUUGGACGAGAACUCGGCAGCAAAGUGGUUCAAAUGGAUCGCACUUCUACCGCGCGUGCAAGCUAUGACCGUCCCUCGAUGCUACUUCCUCGGAGCAAAGCUGUCGGACUACGUAAACCUUGAACUCCACGUAUUCACGGACGCAAGCGAGGAGGCUUACGGGGCCGUCGCGUACUUUCGAAUCUGGGUGCACGGUAAGCCGAAAGUAUCAUUGGUGACGGGAAAAGCAAAGGUGGCCCCGCUGCAGUACUUGUCGAUUCCUCGCCUGGAGUUGCAAGCCGGAACAUUGGGGGCUCGAAUGGCAGCAGCGAUCAAAGCGAAUCACACCCUUCCUAUUAGACGAACAGUAAUGCACACCGAUUCCGCGACGCUGCUUUCGUGGAUCCAGUCCGACCACAAGAAGUACAAACAGUUCGUGGCACACCGAAUCGGAGAAAUCCUCAGCCACACAGACGUGGACGACUGGCAGUUCGUAGCGACUAAGUUCAACAUCGCUGAUGUGCUGACCAAAUGGGGAAAACACGGACCACCACUGGACGGCGACAGCGAAUGGCUUGGUCCGGAAGAGCUGUUCAUACCAGAAGAAGACCUGAUCCUGCGGGAGCUGCCGGCGCCCAACGUCCGAGAAGAACUGCGAGCCUUCUACCUCUUUCACGAGAUUGAGUUCGCCUCGUGCCUCAUCGACCCUACUCACUUCUCACGAUGGAAGGUCAUGGUAAGAACCGUCGCCUGCGUGUUUCGGUUCAUCACCAAUCUGCGCCGGAAGCAGAAAAAGCAGCCAAUUCAGACACUACAAGCCACAUUCAACCUGGAACGGUCCGUGAUGCGGACCGAGUCGCUGGUGAAAGUCCCUCUUACCCGCGACGAAUAUCAACGAGCAGAGAACCACCUGUGGCAAGCUGCACAACAAGAAGGUUUUCCGGACGAGAAGAAGAUUCUGCUUAAGAACCGGGAACUGGAACAACAGAAGUGGCACUCCAUCGAACGUUCCAGCCCACUACACCGGUUAGCACCUUUCCUGGACGAGUAUGGAGUCAUCCGGAUGGAAGGACGUUCGGCCCACGCCGAAUUCUUACCCUUUGAACAGCGGUUCCCCAUCGUGCUGCCGAAAGGACAUGUCAUCACCAAUAAGCUUCUUGAUCUCUACCACCAGAAGUUCGGCCAUGCAAAUCGAGAGACGGUGGUAAACGAACUGCGCCAACGGUUCUACGUCCAGAACAUCAGAGCUGCAGUCCUGAAGGUGAUGCAGACCUGCACGUGGUGCAACAACAACAAGUGUCAACCAGCAGUUCCCAGGAUGGCCCCUCUUCCGGUGCAGCGCCUCACACCCCAAUUGCGUCCAUUCAGCUACGUAGGUAUCGAUUAUUUCGGUCCCGUAAUCGUCACCAUCGGCAGACGCGCCGAAAAGAGGUGGAUAUGUCUGUUUACGUGCCUUGUAACUCGAGCAAUCCAUAUGGAAGUCGCCCACAGCUUGAGCAGCGCGUCGUGUAUGAUGGCGAUCAGGCGUUUCAUCUGCCGGAGAGGUGCACCACUGGAGAUCUUCUCCGAUAAUGGCACUAACUUUCAAGCCGCCAGUAAGGAACUGGUCCAGAAGGUCAAGUGCAUCGAACUGGAAUGUGCGGACAUUUUCACAGACGCGAGGACUCGCUGGAACUUCAAUCCUCCGGCGGCGCCGCACUUUGGUGGAGUUUGGGAGCGGCUAGUACGAUCGGCGAAGGACGCACUCAAGGCUCUACACGAUGGAAAGAAGCUGACGGACGAGAUUCUUCACACCGUGCUGGCUGAAGCUGAGGACAUGGUGAACUCACGGCCCCUCACCUAUAUCCCGCAAGAAUCUGCUGAAGACGAAGCAAUAACGCCCAACCACUUCAUCCGCGGUCUUCCUGCUGGGGAGCGAGAGGAAGCCAACGUUCCGGCGAGCUCAGCAGAAGCACUGCGCGACAACUAUAAGCGGUCUCAACAGCUCGCGGAUAUGUUGUGGCAGAGAUGGCUGAAAGAGUACGUGCCCACCGUCAACCAGCGGACCAAAUGGUGUGCAGAACAAAAACCGAUCGAAGAAGGAGAGCUGGUUUACUUGGUCGACGGAAACAACCGCAGAACCUGGAUUCGGGGUAUCGUCGAGAAGGUCAUCCGAGGAGUCGACGGGAGACUAGCGAUACUGGAGUGUAGGAGUAAAUCUGACCAGAACCCUGGUCCUGGACCAGAGUUACGGGAGGGGGAGUUGUUGGCACCGCCGUUGGACAACACCGCUAAACGCACCGUGCCGACUCCGGCCGCUGCGCCGCCUGUCAACCUGACGUUGUCAGCCGACUGCGGAAGUACGAUUGACAAGAAGACCGCGUCGUCACAUUAA